This is a messenger RNA of Ochotona curzoniae (black-lipped pika), 2622 nucleotides long. Its product is annotated as atlastin-1. The record is from RefSeq and is a predicted model, not a curated record. Gene Ontology annotation, molecular function: GTPase activity; GTP binding. Gene Ontology annotation, biological process: endoplasmic reticulum organization; protein homooligomerization. Bases 22 to 1698 code for a protein of 558 amino acids. Lineage: Eukaryota; Metazoa; Chordata; Mammalia; Lagomorpha; Ochotonidae. The transcript has 14 exons.
UCCUGCAGUCCCCGGACCACCAUGGCCCAGAGCCGCAGAGACCGAAACAGUUGGGGUGGAUUUUCAGAAAAGGCAAGUGAAUGGAGCUCAGAAGAGGAGGAGCCAGUGAGAAAGGCAGGACCAGUCCAAGUCCUCAUUGUCAGAGAUGACCACUCCUUUGAGUUGGAUGAAGCCGCGCUGAAUCGGAUCCUCCUCUCUGAGGCCGUCAGGGACAAGGAGGUGGUCGCCGUGUCAGUUGCUGGAGCGUUCAGAAAAGGGAAAUCCUUCCUGAUGGACUUCAUGCUGAGAUACAUGUACAACCAGGAAUCAGUUGACUGGGUUGGAGAUUACAAUGAACCACUGACUGGCUUUUCAUGGAGAGGUGGAUCUGAGCGAGAAACCACAGGAAUCCAGAUAUGGAGUGAAAUUUUCCUUAUCAAUAAACUUGAUGGCAAAAAGGUUGCAGUGUUAUUGAUGGAUACUCAGGGAACCUUUGACAGCCAGUCGACUUUGAGAGAUUCCGCCACGGUAUUUGCUCUUAGCACAAUGAUCAGUUCAAUACAGGUGUAUAAUCUAUCUCAAAAUGUCCAGGAGGAUGAUCUGCAACACCUCCAGCUUUUCACCGAGUAUGGACGACUGGCAAUGGAGGAAACGUUCCUGAAACCGUUUCAGAGUCUGAUAUUUCUUGUUCGAGACUGGAGUUUCCCAUACGAAUUUUCAUAUGGAGCUGAUGGAGGAGCCAAAUUUUUAGAAAAACGCCUCAAGGUCUCAGGGAACCAGCAUGAAGAACUACAGAAUGUUCGAAAACACAUCCAUUCCUGUUUCACCAACAUUUCCUGCUUUCUGCUACCUCAUCCUGGCUUAAAAGUGGCUACCAAUCCAAACUUUGAUGGAAAACUGAAAGAAAUAGACGAUGAAUUCAUCAAAAACUUGAAAAUACUGAUUCCUUGGCUACUUAGUCCUGAGAACCUAGAUAUCAAGGAGAUCAAUGGGAAUAAAAUCACCUGCCGAGGUCUGGUGGAGUACUUCAAGGCUUACAUAAAGAUCUAUCAAGGUGAAGAAUUACCACAUCCCAAGUCAAUGUUACAGGCCACUGCAGAAGCCAACAACUUGGCAGCCGUGGCAACUGCCAAGGACACAUACAACAAAAAAAUGGAAGAGAUUUGUGGUGGUGACAAACCAUUUCUGGCCCCUAACGACCUGCAGACCAAACACUUGCAGCUUAAGGAAGAAGCUGUGAAGCUAUUUCGAGGAGUGAAGAAGAUGGGUGGGGAAGAAUUUAGCCGGCGUUACCUGCAGCAGUUGGAAAGUGAAAUAGAUGAACUCUACAUCCAGUACAUUAAGCACAAUGAUAGCAAAAAUAUCUUCCAUGCAGCUCGUACCCCAGCCACACUGUUUGUUGUCAUCUUUAUCACCUAUGUGAUUGCUGGUGUGACUGGAUUCAUUGGCCUGGACAUCAUAGCUAGCCUAUGCAAUAUGAUAAUGGGACUGACCCUAAUCACACUUUGCACCUGGGCGUAUAUCCGGUACUCUGGAGAAUACAGAGAGCUGGGUGCUGUAAUAGACCAGGUGGCUGCAGCCUUGUGGGACCAGGGAAGUACAAAUGAGGCUUUAUACAAGCUUUACAGUGCAGCAGCGACCCACAGACAUCUGUAUCAUCAAGCUUUUCCUGCACCAAAGUCGGAAGCUACUGAACAAUCAGAAAAGAAGAAAAUUUAAUGCAGAUUUUGAGAAAUACAGGUGCAUGACCAAUUUUCAGCUAAAUAGCAGUUUUAUGUUUCCAUGCACACAUUCAAAGUGCUUCCAUUAGAACAGAGUAAAAUAUCAAACACCUUUGAAGACUACAAAUGAUUUAGUUCUUUUACUUCAGUGUUUAACAAGCAGACAUCUGUAUGCAUGGUUAUAUCAUUUUGUUAACAUGUACAGUUUCCUGAUUUCACCUUUAAGUAUGCUGUUAUAAUUUAAAGUAUUUGUCCAUUUAUGAUGACAGUGUGUAUUCUGCUUGAAUUUACUACAUUCUAUUACUGGGUUAUAAUUAAACCAUGUGGUAAUACUACUGCACAUUUGAAUAUGCUCAUUUAAUUUCUACAGAAAACAAAUUAUUUCACAUAGCUAGUUGUGAGACUCAGCAUCACAACUCAGCAGACUUAAUCUAUAUAAUUUUACAUAGAACAUGAGUUACUUAUUUUUAAACAUUUAAGAGCGUCCCAGUCACUUUACAGAUACUACAUAAUGCUUUUAUAUUAUGGUUUAAGAUCUACUAUAAACUUCAUGAUCAAAAAUGCACAAAUAAUCAUUUUGUAUAUGUAUGAGUUUCAAUGCAUUGUAUAUUUUUUUCUUUUGGUACAUAAAGAAAUGUAUUCUUCACAAGGUUUAUUCUUUUAACAUAUGAAAUAUUAAAGUUUACUCUGGUUCCUGUUCCUAACAUUAAAAACAAAUGCGUAUUGAAUUUGGAGAUGUUUGGGUGGUACUGAUGUACAACAAAGAUUUUUCUUUUUAAAAACUCAAGAUGCAUUUUCUUUGAUGUUGACACAAUUACAAAUUUAAGUUUCCACUUUAAGAAACAUGUGAAUCCUUUAGGUAAUUUGCAGUUAAGUAGUAAUUCUGUACUUGCAUUUCUGAUUAUUAAAAUAUCUGAUGAAA